This is a messenger RNA of Entamoeba nuttalli P19, 1494 nucleotides long. RefSeq lists its product as hypothetical. Bases 1 to 1494 code for a protein of 497 amino acids. The transcript has a single exon. Gene Ontology annotation, cellular component: small-subunit processome; Pwp2p-containing subcomplex of 90S preribosome. NCBI's taxonomy places the organism in Eukaryota, Evosea, Mastigamoebida, Endamoebidae. Gene Ontology annotation, molecular function: snoRNA binding; protein binding. Gene Ontology annotation, biological process: maturation of SSU-rRNA from tricistronic rRNA transcript (SSU-rRNA, 5.8S rRNA, LSU-rRNA). The record is from RefSeq and is a predicted model, not a curated record.
AUGUCAGAUAUUAUCAAUUUAUAUCGUGAGAGAUUUGUUGAGAGUCUUUCAGAAUUAAAGAAGAAACAAUUAUAUAGUAAAAAUGAAAUUAAAAGUAUUAUUGAAAGAUGGACUAAACAAGAAUAUUCACUUCGAAGAGUUGGAUCAAAUUAUGAAACAUAUAAACAUGCUAUUGAACAAGAAAUUGAAGCAGAUAAAGAGUUAGAAUUUAGAGUAGAAAAGAGUGAUAUGUUUAUUGAACAAAAAAAGUUUCAAAGAGUAUUUAAGAAACGAAUUAUGCAAUUAUAUUCUAGACUUAUUAGAAGAUAUCCACGUAUGUUAUCAUAUUAUAUGGAAUAUGCUAAUUGGUGUAAAAGUAUUGACUAUCAUUUAACUGCAGUUAGUGUUUAUCAACGAGCAUUAAAAUAUUUUUCACGAGAUCUUUCAUUAUGGAAUGCAUUAAGUCAAGAAAUUAUAGAACAUAAUAGUGAUAUACAAACAGCAAGAAAAAUUAUGCAACUUGGUAUUGAAAUAAACAAAAAAUCAGAAGAAGGAUAUCUUUGUUAUUUCAAAAUUGAAUUAAAUUAUAUUCAUAAGAUAAAACAAACUAUUGAAAUACGAUUUAAAGACUUAAAUAAAAUAAAAGACAAGAAAAUGGAAGAAGAAAAUCAAGAGAAUAAUAUUAAUGAACAAAAAGAAAUUGAAGAAAGUCUUCAACAACUACAAAAUAAUGUUAAUAAAUUAUGGAAGAUUUUAACUAUUAUUUAUACAAAUGGAAUUGAGAACAUUGAUGGAGUUGAAUUCAAAAGUAAAUUUAUUCCAAUUAUUUAUAAUGAAGAAAAUGGUCAAGAAUUAAAGAAACAAAUUCUUCAUGAUAUUAUUAAUGAAGAAAAACAACCAAAAGAAGUAAUUCUAGAAGUAUUAUGUGAUACAUUAUCUCCAUUAAAUAAACAAGAAGCUUUAGAUAUGAUUAAUAAUGAUGCAUUUAAAGAAGUUUCUGAAGAAAAAAAGAAUAAAAUAAUAAAUAAAAUCAAUGGUGUGAUGGAAGUUAUUAAAACACCCGUUGACUAUGCUAUUGAAAGAAUUGAAAAAGUACAAGUUGAAGAUCAAAUUGAGGCAAUGAAAACAGAAAUAUUAAAUAUUAAUAGAGAAUAUUUAAGCAAACUUAAAAUUUAUUGUAUUGACACUGUUAUGAAAACAAAUAUAAAUGAAUUAAACACAUUCAUUGAAUGGGUGUUGAAAACUAGUUGUGAUGAAGAAUGUUAUUUGAAGAUAAUUCAUUACUUUAUUUCUCAAGAAGAAAUUGAAAAAGCUAAAAAAGUAUUUGAUGAGGCAUUAGUUCAUGAAAACCUUGCUCAUCACUCAAUGAAUUUAUGGCUUGAAUAUUUAUUAUUAUGUAGAAAUUCAAAUGACUUCAAACUAUCUCAAAAAAUAAAAUCACGUAUGAAUGCAAGUUAUUCUAAUCCAUCCGAAGUAGAAUUAGCAUUUGAAGAAAGAAUAAAUAAUACUAAUUGA